Raphanus sativus (radish) is the source of this 1380-nucleotide messenger RNA. Its product is annotated as E3 ubiquitin-protein ligase RSL1-like. Gene Ontology annotation, molecular function: ubiquitin conjugating enzyme binding; ubiquitin protein ligase activity; zinc ion binding. Gene Ontology annotation, cellular component: cytoplasm; ubiquitin ligase complex. The transcript has 3 exons. The coding region runs from base 16 to 1272 and encodes 418 amino acids. Lineage: Eukaryota; Viridiplantae; Streptophyta; Magnoliopsida; Brassicales; Brassicaceae. The record is from RefSeq and is a predicted model, not a curated record. Gene Ontology annotation, biological process: ubiquitin-dependent protein catabolic process; protein polyubiquitination; positive regulation of proteasomal ubiquitin-dependent protein catabolic process.
GUAUUUUUUUUUUCAAUGCAGGUCAAGGGGAACUGGGUGCCUAAGCAAAAAAAGAUUUCCAUGCUGAUGGAAGAUCUGCAGAAGAUCAGGCAACAAUUCUCGUUUGUUCAGCCUGUUCUGGUAUCUGGAAACGAAGUUAAGUUUGCUUAUAAACUCGCCAGGGAAUCGAUACUUCCUCGUGGAGCUGCUCGCCAAGCAAAAGUAGCUUGGAAAGAGGAGUGUCUCAUCUGCUACAGCGAGUUCGAUCUCGAGCGCAUGUUUUCCGUUGGUAAAUGCCGUCACCGCUUUUGCUUCCACUGCGUGAAGCAGCACGUGGAGGUGAAGCUGCUUCACGGAACGGUUCCAAACUGUCCUCACGAUGGCUGCAAGUCCGAGAUGGUUAUGGAUGCGUGUCGCAGGCUUUUGACUCCGAAACUGAGCGAAAUGUGGAAGCAAAGGAUUAAAGAUAACGCGAUACCUGUCGCGGAGAGAGUCUACUGCCCUUAUCCUAGGUGUUCGGCUUUGAUGUCCAAAACCAAGAUAACUGAAUCUGCCAAGAGCUUGCUCUCUGUGUACCCUGAGUCUGGAGUUAGGAGGUGCGUUGAAUGUCGUGGACUCUUCUGUGUGGAUUGUAAAGUCCAGUGGCAUGGGAAGGUGUCAUGCACCGAGUACAAGAAACUGCAUCCUAAUCCUCCAGCAGAUGAUGUGAAGCUAAACUCUCUCGCGAAUAACAAAACGUGGUGUCAGUGUGACAAGUGCCAACACGUGAUUGAACUUACACAGGGAUGCAAUCACAUAACUUGCAGAUGUGGGUUUGAGUUUUGCUACAACUGUGGAGGAGAAUGGAACAAGGAGACGGGGACUUGUGCUAAACACUGCCCCACCUUGGAGGAAGCAUGCUUCACGCGUCAAGUCUGUGUGGGGACUAACAACUACUAUGAUUAUGAUGAUGAAGAAGACUAUGAAGAAGAUUAUGAUUCAGAUUACGACGUGGAUGAUGAAGAUUCUGAUUACGGCUUUGGUGACUUCCCAUUUGGUUUUGGGCAGAAGAAUAUGAAUGAUGCUAAUCCUGAAGAUUCCUUUGAUCCUUUCUCCGAACUGCCUCCUGGUGUGCCCCGUUCCCACCGGAUGCUGGAGUACAAGGCUCUUCACCACAUGCUUAACCCGGGUGUGGAGUUUGCAAGUGAGGACUGCCCAUACUUUGGAAAGUAUGGAAAGUACGCUACGUUUUAUGACUCGGACGGCUAUGAAUACGAUGAUUACUCCAACCCUUUCCAUCCUGACUACGACUGAGGUUUCUUUUCUACUUGCUUCAUUAAUGAGUUUGAUGGGUUUGAUGGAUUAUGAUUGACUACAAUAGUUCAUAGGGUUAGAUUGGUAUGUGAGUUCAUGUCUAACUGC